GUGGCCGGCGGCUCCGGGCUCGGGGCUCGGGGCUCGGGGCUCCUGCGAAGCGCUCGCUGUGUCGGCUCCGCGCUCCAGGAGCUGCUAGCGCCCGGCGGCCCCCGGCAGCGCGCGGUGGACGCGGCCCGUGCUCCCUCCAGCUGUUUUCACUCAUUAACUCCUGAGGUAAACAGAUUGAAAAGAUGAGCGAGCUGGAACAGUUGAGACAAGAAGCAGAACAACUGCGGAAUCAAAUUCAGGAUGCUCGGAAAGCAUGUAAUGAUGCAACGCUUGUUCAGAUUACAUCAAAUAUGGACUCCGUGGGUCGAAUACAAAUGCGAACAAGACGUACACUGAGGGGCCACCUAGCUAAAAUCUAUGCUAUGCAUUGGGGAUACGAUUCCAGGCUGCUAGUCAGUGCUUCCCAAGAUGGAAAAUUAAUUAUUUGGGAUAGCUAUACAACAAAUAAGAUGCAUGCUAUUCCUUUGAGGUCCUCCUGGGUGAUGACCUGUGCUUAUGCUCCUUCUGGUAAUUUUGUUGCCUGUGGAGGCUUGGACAACAUCUGCUCUAUAUAUAACCUAAAGACCAGAGAGGGAAAUGUGCGAGUGAGCCGAGAGUUGCCAGGCCACACAGGGUACUUGUCCUGCUGUCGUUUUUUAGAUGACAGCCAAAUUGUUACAAGUUCAGGAGAUACAACUUGUGCUUUAUGGGACAUCGAAACUGCCCAGCAGACCACCACAUUCACUGGGCAUUCUGGAGAUGUAAUGAGUCUUUCCCUGAGUCCUGACAUGAGGACUUUUGUUUCUGGUGCUUGUGAUGCCUCUUCAAAAUUAUGGGAUAUUCGAGAUGGAAUGUGUAGACAGUCUUUCACAGGACAUGUCUCAGAUAUUAAUGCUGUCAGUUUUUUCCCAAAUGGAUAUGCCUUCGCCACUGGCUCUGAUGAUGCCACUUGUCGGCUCUUUGACCUUCGUGCAGACCAAGAGUUAUUACUGUAUUCUCAUGACAAUAUCAUCUGUGGAAUCACUUCCGUAGCCUUCUCAAAAAGUGGGCGUCUCUUUUUGGCCGGUUAUGAUGACUUUAAUUGUAAUGUAUGGGACACACUAAAAGGAGAUCGUGCAGGUGUCCUUGCUGGUCAUGACAACCGUGUGAGCUGCUUAGGUGUAACUGAUGAUGGCAUGGCUGUGGCAACAGGCUCCUGGGACAGUUUUCUUAGAAUCUGGAAUUAACAGUGUCAUACAUAUUCUUUGUUCUCCACCCUUACAUCUGGAGAAAUCAGUGCUACAGCCUAUAGCUGUGAAAAAAUUCUACCUUAUAUUUGCAGGUGAAGAUUUUUCUAUUAGAUUAUAUACAAAAACAAGCUUUCAGUAAAGUACCAAAAAAAAAAAGGUGGGGGGGGAGGCAGAGGUGUCUUCUGAGAUCAAAAGGACCAGUGUAUUAAUUUGAGGAGUUAAUUUAACCUUGAAUUGUUGUGUGUACUCAGAGUCUAUUUUCUUUGUGUAGGACAGAAUGUACACAUUAUAGCGGCUCACCAUUGUGUUUGCAUUUUUUAAGAAGUACAUUUUUAGCUUUGUAGACACCAGAAGUGUCACAUUAUUGAGCUUUAUAAUAGAAGAAACAGGCACAGAAAUAGAAAUGCUACUGUAUGUGUAUUUAUGCCUGAAUAAAGUCCCCUUGAAUUCUUGAAUUCAGAUCUCUCUCUGAAUCUAAGAGGUCCUGAUGGCUUCAUGUUUAAGAGCACUGAUGGGUGGGGCACCUCUGAGGGGGUCCUUCAUUUCUCAUGCAUCUUCUGCCAUACUGUUCAUCUAAGGAGCUAGCGUUUCUCACGCAUCCUCUGCUGUACCGUUAAUCUAAGGAGGAGAUUGUUUUCAGUCCUCUGAGGGGACAGAUAAUCUGAAGAUUUCACUGAUAUUUUAGAUAUACCUAAGAAACUUCAUUAGCAUUUAUUAAUUAAAAAAUAAUAAUAGUAUAUAAAUGGUUCUUGACAUUGUAAAUGCCUGAUUAUGAUCAGUUGACACUUUGAGUAGCCCUCUUCUAAAUAGCUUGACUUUCCUAUUCAUUUCAUAUUCUGGAGCUAAGUUUGUAGUGUCUGCUCAUCUUUAAGGAGUUGGAUAAACAUUGGGAUUGUCCUUGCAUCUGAACAUCCUUCCCAGUGCUAUCUGUAUACAUCUAGAUAAGAAAUGCAAUGUGAGUGUUACAUUUGGAGAGAAGUGUAAAAUCUAACCAAUCGCUAGCACAUAUUUGUUGUAACAUGGUGGUUUAUUUCAUGUUUGCAUAAUAUAAAAUCUGAAUUGACGUGAAAUCUGUGCCUUUAAAUUUCUUAAAAUGAAACCUUUAAGCUUUUUGUUCUAUUUUAUAGUAUUUCUUCCCUUCCUUAGCACAAAAUACUGGUUUCUAAGUGGUUUUGCUUCAAAAGAUGUCUAGAUCUAAGUGAUUUCACUUAAAGCCGUCCUAAAGCAGUUCCUAAAGGAGUUAGAGAAAUAUAUUAAUUCUUCUGUGGUAGAAUAAUGUGUCUAUUACUAAAUGUCUGCUACCACCAAGUUAAAUAUACUUUUCCUCUUAGAUUUUCUUUUACAAAUAAAUCAAAUUGAUAAUAGAAGAUUGUUAGUCUUGCUUGAUGGUAAAAUCUUGGAUUAUUCUGAUAUAGAAGUGCUUGUUUUCUAACUUUGUUACUUUUCAGAUAGGUCUUCGUUAGCUUUUGAACAUGUGAAACCUUAACCUAAAAAUACUCCCAAAUUUUACCUGUAAAUUUUUAUUUUUAUAUUGUGAAUGUGAGAAUAUGUGCAUCAACUGUAAAGACAUCGGUAUCAGUUUUGUUUGUUAAAAUCAGCUGACAGGAGGAUAAUAAAAAUGGAUACAGGCAAACUAAGAUAUAGGACCAAAAAAAUAGAAUAUUGUAGAUGGCAGUUAUGAAUGUAUACUUAUAUUUUGGUUAAGAUUUCUAUUAACUUUUUAAAGGGUGGGUGCAGUGGCUCACACCUGUAAUCCGAACUUUGGGAAGCUGAGGUAGGCGGAUCACUUGAGGUCAGGAGUUCGAGACCAGCCUGGGCAACAGAGCAAGACUCUGUCUCCAGAAAUUAAAAAAAAGUUUAUGAAGAGUUUAAAGCAAUUCCCGUAAUUAUUCACUCAGCAACUAAAAACUACUACUUAACACUUGUGGCUAAUUAUACACAGUAACAAAUGGUGACAAAGUAGCCUCACUACCACAGUUACCUUCCUGGUUAUACCUUAGCUUUUAAUAAGAGGGGCUCCACUUGCUAAAUAUAUUUGUUUACUUGCAGUUUAAGUUGUAUUGAUUAAUUCUGUUAUUGUUCCUGAAUUCAAUGAGUAUAUAAUUUGCAGAAAUGUCGAAUAGUUUGGAUCUUAGUUUUUCAAGGCUGAAAAAUCCGGCUGGAUUUAGUUUUUAAAAUUUUGCAUCAUCAAGAAUAUUGCAGGCCAGGAGCAGUGGUUCAUGCCUGUAAUUUUAGCACUUUGGGAGGCCGACACAGAUGGAUCACCUGAGGUCAGGAGUUCAAGCCCAGCCUGGCCAACAUGGUGAAACCCCGUCUCUACUAAAAUUACAAAAAAAAUUGGCUGGGCAUGGUGGCACGUGCCUGUCAUCCCAGCUGCUUGGGAGGCUGAGGAAGGAGAAUCUUGCUUCAGCCUGGGAGAUGGAGGUUGCAGUGAGUCAAGAUCAUGCCACUGCACUCCAGCCUGUGCGACAGGAGACUCCAUCUCAGAAAAAGAAUAUUGGAGUUAAUGUUUCUUAUUCUUUCUUUUUUUAAAGAGUCUCACUCUGCCCAGGCUGGAGUACAGUGGCGCGAUAUUGUCCACUGCAACCUCUGCCUCCUGGGUUCAAGCGAUUCUUGUGCCUCAGCCUCCCAAGUAGCUGGGACUAUAGGCAUGUGCCACCAUGCCUGGCAAAUUUUUGUACUUUUAGUAGACACAGGAUUUUGCCAUCUCGGCCAGGCUGAUCUUGUACUCCUGGCCUCAAGUGGUCCACAAGCAUCAGCCUCCUGAAGUGCUAACAUUUAAACAUAAUGUGCCUCAGAAGGUUAAUCUGUUGACUCUGUAGCAUGUCAAGAAGAGUAGUUUUUUGAGAUCUGGCAAGAAUAUUUUAGAAGUACAUGUUCUUUUUUAAAUGUGUGAUCACCCUCUGGUGUUUAGCAUAUUGUCCCAAAAACCUGCUUAAGAAAGCAGUUCUUGCUAUCAGCAAGGAUAUCUCUUCCACUUUAAUGGACAGCCUCAUUUUUGACAGCUAUGCUGUUUGAGAUUUAGACUGAAUAUCCAAGGUCCUUCCCUAGCUCAAAUUUCUACUUGUGAUUACACAUACCACACUGAAUUCCAUCUUCAGAGGCAAAGAUUUUGGGCUUCAUAUCUCAACAGCAAAUGGGCCUGUUCAGCAAUUCCCUGCAUUUUAGACUGAGAUGACCUCAGAAAUUGCACAAUGAUUCUAGUCUCCUGGAAAUUAAAUAGAGGUAGGUGCUUCUAGAAUAUGUUACAGAUCUCAAGCUUAACCUAUUAAUAGAUAAAUGGAUCUUGACUUAAGGGGAAAAAAUGAAACUUUUAUUAUUGUUUAAAACUGCUGUGCUAAUGUGUAACUGAGCUCCUCCAAUGUUUGAUAUUUUAGAUUUUACAAUAAGAUCUUAAGCAUUUUAAAUGUGAACAUGUUCAGGAAAAUCUGCUUUGAUGUAAAUGUCUCAGAUCUAAAUUGUAACACAACUGAAUACUUGUGGCUUAUUCUUGGUUUAACGUAGGAAAACUGGUUCAACAAUCCCCCAUUUGGGUUUGCCAUCAUUUCAAUAGGGAAGAUGUCCUUUCUAAAAUCUUUGUGGAGUCUGAGUCAGGCUUAAUUUUUUUAAAUUAAAUAUGUUCAAAUUCUUUUAUGCCAUUGUGAAAAAGCAAAAUUUUAAAUGAUUUCUCCUGUUAGAAUUUAAAAAAACAGCCACAGGUUAGACCAUCUUUCUUACGGGUUGCACAAUGAAUUUAUGUUUUAAAUUAGACUACUAGAAUGUGAACGUGAAGUACAUUUAACAUUUACUUUUCUUUCCAUUGUUCAUUUUGGGUUGCCUCAGAUUCAGUGUAUAUUUUAAAAUAUUGGUUACAUAAUAGGUACUCAAUAAAAUGGUUUAUAGUAGAAUAAGCUAGCACUUUAAAAAGUAACUUACUAAUCACACAUUGGAGGUACACCUUGUAUUUAGCAAAUAUUUGCAUGUUGAUAAAGUCUCAUUUUUUUUUCCUCAAUCCAGUUACUGAUUUCGUAAAAUAGUUAUGAUAAAGCAGCAUUAUGGGGGGGAAAAUGUUUUGCUCCAACUGGUGUUAAAUGUAUUCAACAAAAUCUUAUUUCUUAAUAGAACUUCAGUGAUACACUUGGUAGAUAUCUCAAGCCUUUUGUCUUUGACACAAUGGUGCUCUAUCCUAUUGUUUUCUUUUCAAAGAAGGAUCUGAUCACUUACUUUUCUAUUUUCCUAUCCAAAGGCAUCCACAUCUAAGUGUGUUUUUAAAGUUGAUUAAAAUUAUUUUCCUGUUAAAGCAUUCUGAAAAUGUUUUUCUUUACCUAGAAUGAUUUGUAUACACUUGUAGUCAAUUGAACAUGAAUGUCAGUAGUAGUCUAAUUGUGGAAAGGGUAAACAUGUUAGAUUACUAUGGACUUGUAUCAUGAUUUAACUGUUCUUAGCUCUUUCUUACACAGUGAAUCAUUCCUCUAUUUGUACAGUAGCUUUACAAAAUAUUGUGAAUUGAUGUUGUAAUCAAUAAAAUGCUUUUAACCAGA
Molecule: messenger RNA, 5728 nt
Organism: Callithrix jacchus (white-tufted-ear marmoset)
Lineage: Eukaryota; Metazoa; Chordata; Mammalia; Primates; Cebidae
Gene: GNB4
Product: G protein subunit beta 4
Biological process (GO): signal transduction
Molecular function (GO): protein binding
Source: RefSeq, a predicted model, not a curated record